This is a messenger RNA of Emericellopsis cladophorae, 2478 nucleotides long. Its product is annotated as Periodic tryptophan protein-like protein. The record is from RefSeq and is a predicted model, not a curated record. The transcript has 3 exons. Lineage: Eukaryota; Fungi; Ascomycota; Sordariomycetes; Hypocreales; Bionectriaceae. Gene Ontology annotation, biological process: maturation of SSU-rRNA from tricistronic rRNA transcript (SSU-rRNA, 5.8S rRNA, LSU-rRNA); ribosomal small subunit assembly. Gene Ontology annotation, cellular component: Pwp2p-containing subcomplex of 90S preribosome; small-subunit processome. Gene Ontology annotation, molecular function: protein binding. The coding region runs from base 1 to 2478 and encodes 825 amino acids.
AUGAAGACCGACUUCAAGUUCUCAAACUUGCUUGGCACUGUGUACUGCCAGGGCAACUUGCUCUUCAGUCCAGAUGGCACUCAUUUGUUCUCCCCUGUCGGCAACAGGGUGUCCGUCUUCAAUUUGGUCGAAACCGAAGUAUGGCAGGUGCCGUCAACGCCGGACGCGAACAGCGAGGGGGAGCUGGAGUUUGCUCCCUUUGUCCGGCAUCACUCACACAUGGGGCACUUUGAUGAUGUGAGAUACAUUGAAUGGUCCACGGAUUCGCGGUUCUUUCUCACAGCGUCAAAAGACUUGACAACAAGAAUAUGGAGUCUGGAUGCGGAAGAAGGAUUUCAGCCCACUGUGCUGUCGGGGCAUAAACAAGCUGUCGUCGGAGCUUGGUUCUCCGAAGAUCAGGAGACUAUCUACACAGUCAGCAAGGACGGCGCGGUCUUUACGUGGAAGUAUGUGAAGCCGAAGAACCGUAUCGAGGACGACCGAAUGGACGAGGACGAUGAUGAAGACGCCGACAUGCGGUGGAGGAUUGUUGAGAGGCAUUACUUCAUGCAAGGAAGCGCGCAUGUCAGGUGCGCCUCGUUCCAUUCAGCGUCCAAUCUGCUCGUUGCGGGCUACUCCGACGGCAUCUUCGCCUUGUACGAGAUGCCCGACUUCAACAACAUCCACAAAUUGAGCAUCUCACAAAACGACAUUGAUUUUGUCACCAUCAACCAGAGCGGAGAGUGGCUCGCGUUCGGUGCCUCGAAGCUAGGUCAGCUGCUCGUGUGGGAAUGGCAGUCAGAGUCGUACAUCCUCAAGCAGCAGGGUCACUUCGACUCUAUGAACUCGCUUGUCUACUCGCCCGAUGGCCAGCGUAUCAUAACGACGGCAGACGACGGGAAGAUCAAGGUCUGGGACAUUGAGUCUGGUUUCUGCAUUGUCACCUUUACGGAGCACACGAGCGGCGUCACAGCAUGCGAAUUCGCGAAGAAAGGCAAUGUUCUCUUCACAGCAAGUCUCGACGGCUCCAUACGAGCAUGGGAUCUGAUCCGGUAUCGAAACUUCCGCACCUUCACAGCGCCCACGAGGCUAUCCUUCUCGUGUAUGUCCGUCGACCCUAGCGGCGAGGUUGUCGCUGCUGGCUCCCUGGAUUCCUUCGACAUUCACAUUUGGUCUGUGCAGACGGGACAGCUGCUUGACCAGCUGGCCGGCCACGAGGGGCCUGUCUCGGCAUUGGCUUUUGCGCCUAGUGGCGAUUCCCUUGUCAGUGGAAGCUGGGACAGAACAGCGCGCAUCUGGUCCAUCUUCUCUCGGACACAAACGAGCGAACCUCUUCAACUCCAGGCGGACAUCCUGGAUAUUGCCGUGCGCCCAGACUCUCAGCAGCUGGCCGUCUCCACACUAGACGGACAGUUGACAUUCUGGACCAUGUCGGAUGCAGAGCAAGUGGCUGGCCUGGAUGGACGAAGAGACGCCUCUGGUGGACGCAAAACAUCAGACCGCAGGACCGCAGCCAACGUGUCCGGCACGAAGAGCUUCAACACCAUCCGAUACAGCACUGACGGAAGCUGUAUCCUCGCCGGCGGAAACAGCAAGUACAUUUGCCUCUACUCUGUCACCACUAUGGUCAUGUUGAAAAAGUUCACCGUUUCUGUGAACCUGUCGUUGUCUGGCACGCAAGAGUUCCUGAACAGCAAGCUCCUCACGGAGGCUGGGCCGGCCGGCGAGCUCGAUAGCCAGGGCGAGGAGUCGGACCGCGAGAACCGACGAGACGCAAGGCUGCCUGGGUCCAAGCGUGGUGGCGAUCCUUCCGCGAGAAAGAAACAGGCCGAAGUACGCGUCACGAGCGUUGGCUUCUCUCCCGCAGGCACCGCCUUCUGCGCUGCGUCCACCGAGGGCCUGCUCAUCUACAGCCUUGACCAGACGGUGCAGUUCGACCCUUUCGACCUCAACAUGGAAAUCACACCGGCAUCGACGCUGGCAGUCCUGGACCACGAAAAGGACUACCUGAAGGCUCUGGUCAUGGCCUUCCGCCUGAACGAGGCAGGUCUCAUCAAGCGCGUCUUCCAAGCCGUGCCACACACCGAGAUUCCCCUUGUGGUGGGUGACUUGCCUACCGUCUACGUGUCGAGGCUGCUGCGUUUCGUGGCCGCUCAGACCGAAGAGUCGCCACACAUUGAGUUCUGCCUACUGUGGAUCAAGGCUCUGGUGGACAAGCACGGCGCCUGGUUGGGUGCGAACCGGGGCAAGAUGGAUGUCGAGCUCCGCGUUGUGUCGAGAGCUGUGUCGAAGAUGAAGGAUGAGAUUCGGAGAUUGGCCGACGAGAACGUCUACAUGGUCGAUUAUCUCCUGUCCCAGGCCGACAAGGGACAACAAAAGUCGGUAACUCUAGACAAGGUGAUUGCAAACGGGAAUGAAUCGGUGUCAUUGGAUAUGCAGGAUGUAGUAUCGGAUGAUGACUCAGAAGGCUCAGAUGGAUGGAUCGGCUUAGACGACUAG